Molecule: messenger RNA, 1626 nt
Organism: Lasiosphaeria miniovina
Lineage: Eukaryota; Fungi; Ascomycota; Sordariomycetes; Sordariales; Lasiosphaeriaceae
Exons: 3
Coding region: 1-1626 (541 amino acids)
Cellular component (GO): mitochondrion
Molecular function (GO): catalytic activity; FAD binding
Source: RefSeq, a predicted model, not a curated record
AUGGCAACCACGCGAUAUCCGCUCACGCCUGCCCUGAGGAGACUGGCAACGGGCUCGGUGCAGCUUGGCCGGCAGGCGGCGCGGUGCUUCAGCAGCGGCCGCCCGCGACUUCUCCAGCAGACGGCAACUUGCCAGGCCCAGGGUGACUACACCAGCACCAAGUAUCCGGACAUCAAGAGGGAUGACCGCUUUGCGCGGCUCACGCCCGACCAUGUCGCCUUCUUCAAAGGCCUCCUCGGCAGCGGGUCCGCCGUGAUCGACGGUGUAACAAGCGACGCUGCGGCCGACGAUCUGGAGUCUUUCAACAGCGAUUGGAUGCGCAAAUACCGCGGCCACUGCCAGCUGGUGCUCAAGCCUGGCUCGACGGACGAGGUCAGCAAGAUCCUCAAGUACUGCAACGAUAACAUGCUGGCCGUCGUCCCCCAAGGCGGCAAUACCGGCCUCGUCGGUGGCUCCGUCCCCGUAUUCGAUGAGAUCGUCAUCAACCUCAGCCGCAUGGACCAGAUUAUCGAGUUUGACGAUGUCAGCGGCACCUUGGUUGCCGGCGCUGGAUGCAUCCUUGAGGUUGCUGACCAGUUCCUGGCCGGAAAAGGCUACAUCUUUCCCCUCGACCUCGGCGCUAAGGGCUCGUGCCACAUUGGAGGCAACCUAUCCACCAAUGCGGGCGGCUUGCGCCUGCUGCGAUAUGGGAGCCUGCACGGUAGUGUGCUCGGCAUUGAGGCCGUGCUCGCCGAUGGCACCAUUGUCGACGAUCUCUGCAAGCUGCGCAAGAACAACACGGGCUACGACCUGAAGCAGCUGUUCAUCGGCGCAGAGGGUACCAUUGGCAUCAUCACUAAGGUGUCUAUCCAGUGUCCCCAGCGCUCUCCGGCCCAGAACGUCGCCUUCUUCGGCCUCGAGUCAUUCGAGCAGGUCCAAAAGGCAUUCCGGGCGGCCAAGGGCCAGCUCUCCGAGAUCCUCUCAGCCUUUGAGCUCAUGGACGAGGGCAGCCAGGCGCUGGUCCGGGAGGUGACUGGCAACAGGAGACCGCUGGACGGCCAGUAUCCCUUCUACUGCCUGGUGGAGACGAGCGGGUCCAAUGCCGACCACGACAGCGAGAAGCUCGAGGCGUUCCUCGAGGACGUCAUGGAGAAGGGCAUUGUGCUCGACGGCACGCUGGCGCAGGACGAGACGCAGAGGCGAGCGCUGUGGGGGUGGCGCGAGGGCAUUCCGGAAGUCCUGGGCCACUUUGGCGGUGUCUACAAGUACGAUGUGUCCAUACCGAUCAAGCAGAUGUACCAGAUGGUCGAGGACACGCGCGCGCGGAUCGACGCCGCUGGCCUGCUGGGCGACACGGAUGAGCAUCCCGUGCGGGCCGUUGUGGGGUACGGCCACAUGGGAGACUCGAACCUCCACCUCAACGUGUCGACCCGGCGCUUCGACGAGAGGGUCGAGAAGGUGCUCGAGCCCUUCGUCUACGAGUGGAUUUCCGAGCGCCAGGGCAGCAUCAGUGCUGAGCACGGGCUAGGGCUGGCCAAGAAGAAGUACAUUGGGUACAGCCGCACUCCCACCAUGCUUGGUCUGAUGAAACACAUCAAGACGUUAUAUGACCCGAAUGGCAUCUUGAAUCCUUACAAAUACAUAUAA